Molecule: messenger RNA, 989 nt
Organism: Olea europaea var. sylvestris
Lineage: Eukaryota; Viridiplantae; Streptophyta; Magnoliopsida; Lamiales; Oleaceae
Exons: 1
Coding region: 71-763 (230 amino acids)
Source: RefSeq, a predicted model, not a curated record
AACCCACAUUUCUUUGUCAUUCACAGUCAUAUCACAAAUUCACAAAAUAGUUUAUACACGUUCGGCAAGCAUGGUUGUGGCUUUGGGUCCUGGAAAAUUCUACGGAAGCAGCCUGCCGAGGCCGCGAUUCUACACAGAUGUAAAGCUGAACGAUGAAAGGGUGGACCCACCGGCUACAGUCAUGGAUCCUUUAAUCUCGUGGGCUGAGGAGGCUCACUGGUCCAUGGGUGGACUCAGCUUCAAGCGCCACCGUCUCCAGGGCCGGAUUGAGGGUAAUGUGAUCAAGCUCCGUGCUCAGCGUGAGAUGAGCUUCAAGAAAUCUCAUAAUUCUGCUGUGUCUCACCCUGAAAAGAGUAAAAAUGGGAGAACGCCGUCGCCAUCCCCGCCUCCGGCUCCGGUGGCAAAUAAGAGGAGGCGUGUUGUCGGUUUGGUGGACGAGGAUGAGGGCGAGAAAGAGGAGGGGUAUGGAUCUGGGAGAGAAAUCAAGAGAGGGGCAGUGAGGAAGUUGGGUGAUGAUUUUGAGAGGGUAGCACGUGAGAGUGGGAUGAGAAGCAAAAAAGCAAGUCCGGCAAAAAAAGUUACCGUCGGUGGCGGUGAUGUCUUGACGGCAAUGACAAGGAGUAAGAAGAAGGAGGUUAUGAAUGAAGAAAAGGCUAAGAAGGGGAAAAAGCUGGUAAAGGGUGGAAAAAGUGUUGGUGCUGCGGUGGUGACUGCUGCCACUUCUGGGCUUAGAAGCUCGCCUCGUCUGGCGGCACGGGGUUGAUUGAUGUCAAAGUGUUUGAUGAAAUUCCUCAAUAGGAUGAAGCCGUAGGUCCGUAGAUUAUUCUGGGAUUUAUUUAUAUUUUGCUUGCAAUUUUACUUUUUGUUCUUUUUCAUUCUGAGAUUCGUAAUGCAAAAUCAUUGCAGCUAACUUUUGAUGUAAAUUGCUUGAUUGGGAAUGAAAGAUUAAUUUACUUCUGUGAACUGAAAUAUUAUAUUUUGGGAUUGAA